Messenger RNA from Peromyscus californicus insignis, 4141 nucleotides. It is a transcript of the gene Kazald1, whose product is annotated as Kazal type serine peptidase inhibitor domain 1. The record is from RefSeq and is a predicted model, not a curated record. The transcript is spliced from 5 exons. The coding region runs from base 1488 to 2417 and encodes 309 amino acids. Gene Ontology annotation, molecular function: insulin-like growth factor binding. Gene Ontology annotation, cellular component: extracellular region. Gene Ontology annotation, biological process: regulation of signal transduction; regulation of cell growth. Lineage: Eukaryota; Metazoa; Chordata; Mammalia; Rodentia; Cricetidae.
CCUCCUCGCGCCUUUUCCAGAACCUUCUGCAACCCUCGUCGGUUCACUUCUGCUCCCAGGUCAACACUUAAUUUGUCCUCCAGCCAAGGGACUGCCUAGUACUACCAUCAGCACCUGCCUGUUCUCGUUCUUCCCUGGCUUAAAACCCGCGGGCUUUUCCUUUUGAACGCCUAGUUUCCCGUUCCGAUUCUCGCGACAGUUCCGAAACCUCGCGUGAAACUUGUUUCCCGUCCCCUCGGAGUUUGGGGUGGUCGGUGGACAGCUCUCGUCCACCUUCGUCAGAAACCCUCUGGCCAGGAGCGGCGUCUGUGCGGACGGAACGCUCCUUUGAGGAGGGCUUGGUGGAGUUCGGACCCGCGCGACAAGGGGAGGGCCUCAGGCCGCAAUAGGGAGCCGGGCCGCUGCGGGCCCCGCGCGCACGCGCACUCAGGACCUAUUACACCUCCUGGGCGGGGCCUAGACAAGCCCCGCCCCUCCCUUGCCAGAAAACCGGGUUUCCUACCCUGGGAGGAUUGCCGCUUCUGGAAGCUGUUUAGGGGCUGGCAGGGGCGGGGCCUGCCUUUUUCAGGGUGGUGGGCGGGCCUCCGGGGAUGCUCUGCUUCCUGCCCCCAGCCCAAAGUGCCACCGUGGCGUUGGUGGCGGUCUCCAGACUGAACACUUUUGGCCCUGAGAUCCUCAGAUUUGCAACCUGUAAUCCGGACCCCGAGAGACGCCCUACGGGGAGUUGCCCGCCGGCCUCUCUGCGGCCGCUAGCCAGUUCCGACCUCUAAUCACCAGGCUCCUCGCUGGUUCAAGCACCUGCCCUAUGGUGGGCGGGAGGUGGCCAGAUGUGGGAUGGCAGAUGGAAACGCUUAUAGACUAGUCUGCGCCCGGUGGAGAAACUGGGUGGGCACAGCUGCACACUGUCCCCGGAGGAAGCCGGCCCUGGGCCCGCCCCCCAGAAGUGCCCAUACAUCAACGCAAACUUUCUUAGCAAUAGAACCCCUUCCUUCUUCCCAUUAUGCAUGCAGCUGUUUGCCGCUCUCAGGAACUAAAUCAGAUGAGACAGGACCUAGGGGUUCAGCCAACAGUUCGAGCUGCUCGGCUAUUCCCACCCCUACUCUUCGUCCCCAGUUCUCACACCCUUGCUUUCCCAGCUUCGGGGUCUGGUUGCGGCUGCUCUGUGCACUCACUGUGACUUUGGGCUAGGGUGGAAGUACAAGGCCCAGGGAGGGUCUCUUUGCGACUGGAUAAAAUUAUCGGCCUCAGAACCUGGGAAGAAGGCGGGUGGGUAUUCGACGUCUGGGGGCGGAGAGAGGGGGCGGAGGAGCUCCCCUUUGAAUCUUAGCCGGUGGGCUGCCGGCGAUUCUCGACAAAAGCAGAGGUGGCUAGCGGGUCUGGCUGGCGUGCAUGCAACUCUUUUCGUUCCUCUACCGUUCUUUAGGACUGGAAAUCACAGCUGUUACGAAGGGCCUAAUCCAAGGCACUAGGGUGCCACCUACGCGCUGAUGCCCCGAGUGCUCAAAGGGCUUCCAGCUAACCAUGCUGCACCUACCUUGGCGCUGCCCCUGCUACUACUAUUACUGCUGGUGGUGUGGACCCCGCUCCCCAUUAGCGCGAGGCGGUCCACAGGGACUGAUUACCUGCGGCGAGGCUGGCUGCGGCUACUAGCCGAGGGCGAGGGCUGUGCUCCCUGCCGGCCAGAAGAGUGCGCUGCGCCGCGGGGCUGCCUAGCAGGCCGGGUGCGGGAUGCGUGCGGCUGCUGCUGGGAGUGCGCCAACCUGGAGGGCCAGCUCUGCGAUCUGGACCCCAGCGCCAACUUCUACGGGCGCUGCGGCGAGCAGCUCGAGUGCCGGCUGGACGCGGGCGGUGACUUGAGCCGAGGAGAGGUGCCGGAGCCGCUGUGUGCCUGUCGCUCGCAGCGCCCGCUGUGUGGUUCCGACGGCCGUACCUACGCGCAGAUCUGCCGCCUGCAGGAGGCCGCCCGCGCCCGGCCCGACGCUAACCUCACUGUGGUGCAUCCCGGGCCCUGUGAAUCGGAGCCCCAGAUCCUAUCACAGCCUCACAAUAUUUGGAAUGUGACGGGACAGGAUGUGAUCUUUGGUUGUGAGGUGUUUGCCUAUCCCAUGGCCUCCAUUGAGUGGAGGAAAGAUGGCUUGGACAUCCAGCUGCCCGGGGAUGACCCCCAUAUCUCUGUACAGUUUAGGGGUGGACCUCAGAAGUUUGAGGUGACCGGCUGGCUACAGAUUCAGGCUUUGCGUCCUAGUGAUGAAGGUACCUACCGCUGCCUUGCCCAGAAUGCCCUGGGCCAAGUGGAAGCCUCUGCUACCCUGACAGUGCUCACACCAGACCAGCUGAACGCCACAGGAUUCUCCCAGCUGCAGUCACUUAAUUUGGUUCCCGAGGAGGAGGCAGAAAGUGAAGAGGAUUACUACUAGGUCCAGAUCUCCGAUUUGUGGGUGUGGGUGGAUAUGGUAUCCACCCCUGGUGUUGAGAAGACGUGGUGGAGAAGACUGGAAAGGGCGAGCAGGGUCCUUUCAUGGAUUGUUUAAUGCUCGUUGUAGCCUCAGUUUACCUUUUCUCAAAACUCAUCUUCUGGAAGCUUUCCACCUCACCGAGUUCCUAGGGACACUUCCCAACUGUAGUCCUUUCUGUGGUGUGAGCACAGUAGAACCCACUUAGUUCAGUGCAGUGGGAGGGGGGGGGUCAGCCAUGUCUUACACCUCUCCAGAGGAUAAAGCCCACCUGGCAUAUGACUAGACACAGUGGGCACCAAUAAAAAAUAGUCAAACGAGCCACGCGCUGCAACAGUUCUGACAGAUGUGCACGUGGAGACCAGACAUCCCUGAGUGGCCUCCCACUCCAACAGGAGGACUCCGGCAUCCAGGCAUCCAGUGAUACAAGCCCUAAGCACAGGCCUGCUCUGCUAAAGAAGGCUUGCGCUCAGGCCUAUACUGCCCUCUCCUGUCCUCUAGUGAGGGAGCCUCGAGUCGUCUGGUUGGAGGGAGGGCAGAAGUUAUCCCCCCUACCCCGUUGGGAUAGAUUGAUUACCUGUUCCCCAGUCCUUAUUCUCAUCUCCUCCCCAGGCAGAGUGGGGAAACAGGUCUAUGUGAGUGGGACCCCAAUAUGAACGUUUAAACUGAGUGGUUGGGGCGCCCGUGUUAGCCACACCCUUCCUCUGCUCCCUCAUUUCCUUCCCAUUUCCCAGCUGAACCCCAAAGUCAUAGUAACCCUAUUUCCAACUGUCCCAGCGAUGACCUGUCUUAUCUGAUUUGAAGUCCUUCACAAAAGCCUCUUUGGCCUAAGUCUCUCCUUCUAUUCUCUGGACCUAGCCCAGGGACACGGAGGAGCUUAUGAGAUUGUCUGAGGGUAGGUUGGAGUUAGUCAUCAGGCCAAGAUGCCGUGUGUGGAGAGCGACAACCUCCUACGCCCCCGGCUCCUCUUGGAGCUGGCGCCACCGCGGGGAGGGACGGCAUUUGGCUCAGCGUCUGCGUUUGCUUUGUGGGACCCAACGCAAGCUGCUGGCCCCCCUGGGAGGGGCGUGGCCGGGAACCCCAUCUUCGGGGCUGGCCACCCUUCUAGCGUGUAUGCACUGCGUUUUCAACAGCUUCUGCCUGGCGGCGGCCACUUUUCCAAUAGGGUUCUCACGGUGGUCCCCGGUGGUCGUGCUCCGCUGUUUGGGCCCAACACUUGCAACGAACUGCAAGGGAGUAGGAGAGUAGAUCUGGGUCGAGCUGGCGAGCAUCUUGCCGUGUGAUCUCAAGAAGGUCCGCUCCCCGCUGUGAGAGGGGACCUGGGUCUGGGUCCCUGCGUCCAUCGUAGCUUGUUCUUCGCUCGGUGGGAGCUCCAAGGUGCCCCUGUGGCUUGCCUGUCUCCUCUCACCCACCUGCAGAGCACAGGCUGACUCUUCGCCCAAACCCGAAAUCUGUCGCGUGGGCAGACUCUGUAGGGGGUUACCUCCUUGACACCUCAGUUUCCCCCUCUGCCGCCUCGAGGGUUUGGGCCCUGAAGCCUGGAGUGGAAGGACGCGCCGCGGCGGCCCACCGCCUUCAUCCUCCCCGCACCCCGCCUCUGCCGCAGCGGACGGGGUUUAAUAAUGUCGCCGGAAAGUGACACGCGAUUUAUUAUUAAAGUAAUGCGGGCGCGGGGACGGGAAAGGUUU